Anastrepha ludens (Mexican fruit fly) is the source of this 950-nucleotide messenger RNA. RefSeq names its product putative nuclease HARBI1. The record is from RefSeq and is a predicted model, not a curated record. The transcript is spliced from 2 exons. Bases 9 to 950 code for a protein of 313 amino acids. NCBI's taxonomy places the organism in Eukaryota, Metazoa, Arthropoda, Insecta, Diptera, Tephritidae.
CACGCUCAAUGAGGUCGUGCUCCAUCUCUUCGCUCCAGCGUUUGUCUUCCGUAUUACGUUUUUUUGCAGAGGGUGGGUACCAGCAUGGAGUGGGAAAGGACUUUGACAUUCCCAUGGCUCAAUCCACAUUUUGUGGCGUAUUAAAAGACGUGUUACACACUCUUCAAUGUCACCUAUGUCCUCAGUGGGUGAAUCUGGAUUUAAGCAACGAAGAAAAAAGACAAGCAAAGAUGGACUUUUAUCAAAAAUAUGGAUUUCCUGGUGCGAUUUUAUGUGUAGACGGAACACACAUUAAAAUUGUUGCGCCAGCUAAGGACAAAUUCCUGUAUUUUAAUCGUAAAGGGUACUAUAGCAUCAAUGCUAUGAUUGUAAGUCUUGAAAAAACUGAUAUUUCAAAUAUCUUUCUAAUUUUUUAUUUAUUGCAGAUAUGCGAUAAUAAAAUGAGAAUUCGCUACGUGAAUGCGCAGUAUCCUGGCAGCAACCACGAUGCUCAUAUUUGGAACGUAAGCAGCGCGCGAAAUUUUUUUGAAAAUAAAUACCUAAACGGCGAACGAAACACUUGGCUUUUGGGAGACGCUGGAUAUGCUCUAGAGCCAUGGUUAAUGACACCUUUACGUUCACCUACAACAGGAAGCGCCGAAGGAAACUACAAUAAAAUACAUGCAAAAGCCAGAAAUACUAUAGAAAGGACCAUAGGUGUAUUUAAGAACCGAUUCAGAUGCCUUCUGGGUGCUCGUGAGCUUUAUUAUGAACCCAUGAAGGUUUGCCAAAUAGUGAACGUUGCCGCAGCAUUGCACAAUAUUUGUAUGCAUUAUCGCGUGGUUGAUGAUUUUUCAGAAAAUGUUGAAGAAAACCAUUUUAAUCAAACGUGUGAACCUUCUCCUUCAACAUAUACUGAUGCAGCUAUUCGGAUAAGGGAAUCUAUAUCAUCAACAUUAACACGACUAUAG